Messenger RNA from Polistes canadensis, 2063 nucleotides. RefSeq names its product renin receptor (gene ATP6AP2). Gene Ontology annotation, molecular function: signaling receptor activity. The record is from RefSeq and is a predicted model, not a curated record. The transcript is spliced from 10 exons. NCBI's taxonomy places the organism in Eukaryota, Metazoa, Arthropoda, Insecta, Hymenoptera, Vespidae. Gene Ontology annotation, cellular component: external side of plasma membrane; membrane. Gene Ontology annotation, biological process: positive regulation of Wnt signaling pathway. Bases 102 to 1589 code for a protein of 495 amino acids.
CCAGUAUAUGUCAUAUGAUCGUACAACAAGGAUUGAUCUGAAUAUCGGGGGAGUGUCUAGUAGUUCAUUUUAUUUUGUGAAUUAAAAAGUUAAAAGGAAAGAUGUUGAAUAUAUUUAUCUGUUUUUUAAUCUCUUUAACUGGGGUUUGGGCCCAUGGUGAAUUUGUUGUACUUCGUAGUCCUGAUAGUGUAUCUUUUUAUGGAAACGAAGAGAUUGAGCAAAGUUUACUGAAAGAAGUUUUUGCUGCUAGUUUGGGUUUCACCGCUAAACAAAGAGAAACUUGGGAAGGUAUUUCCAUCACAGAUCCAUUUUCAUUACCAGAAGCAGUCGUUAGUAUUGUGGUAGAAGGAGUUGAUACGUUAGAUAUACCAAAUGGAAUAAAGUUCAACUUAAAUGAUGAUGAAAUUGAAGAAACAACGUGGCAAGCAAUAAGCAGGCGACUUGCAGAAAGAGAUAAUGAUAACACAUUGGUCAGAAUUUAUUUAGGAGAUGGUCUUGAUGCUCUUGGACAAUCUGCACUUGGUGAGCUCAAACCAAUUCCGAUAGAUGAGUCAUCUUUUGUAGCGCUACGUUUAACAAAUGAAGAAGACCGAAAGUUUCUCGAAGAGAUACAAUUACUUCGUGCAAUUGCAAAGAAAGUACCUACAGCGAUUAAAGCAGAUGACAAAUCAGAUGUUUACUGGCUUGUAAUAUCAGGAUUACGUCCUGUAUUAGAUUUGCAUGGAAAAAACUCGACAGCUGCUAAAGAAGCUUUUCUUUUAUUGAAUGAUGCUUUAAAUGAUAUUAGUGAUGCAUUUAUGAAGGUUUAUGAUAACAAGGUUUUAAUCGCAGCGUUCACAAAUGAUCCUAGCCAAGUACGCCAUACUCGUUCAAUUUCUUCUAAUAAGCAACGCAGAGAAACUAAGGAUAAUAGGGAUAAAAACAUAGUAUCCAUGGUGGAAUCCAGUAAUACAGAGUUUAAUAGUAAUAACAUUAUUAAAAAGCAAGCUGACCAAGAAGAAGAAAACAGAAAUAUAAGUGAUGAAGAAAACAUAGACACUAAUAUUCAUAGUACUAGCGAAAUCAACACUGAUGUCAGCAGUACUACUGAAUAUAGCGACACCAAUGCUGAUAGUGGAAGUACUAAAAAGUCUGAACAAGACUUAGCUAAAAUGGAAAAUAAGAUAAAUACUAACACAAAAAGUGUAGGACAGCAAGCUGACCAAGAAGAAGAAAACAGAAAUAUAAGUGAUGAAGAAAACAUAGACACUAAUAUUCAUAGUGCUAGCAAAAUUAACACUAAAGUCAACAGCACCACUGAAUAUAGCGAUGUAAAUACUAAUAAUGGAAACACUGAAAAGUCCGGUCAAGAUUUAACUAAUAUGGAAAAUCAGAUAGAUAUUAACAAAAUCAAUGUAGGACAGGAUGAAUGGAAUCAUGCUAAAUAUUAUAGUAGCAAUUAUCCAGUUAUAUUUAAUAUCUUUUUAUGGUUUGGAGUGGUCUUUGUGUUCUCUCUUCUUGCUAUUUGCAUUGCAAUCGCAGAUAUGGACCCAGGUCGUGACUCUAUUAUAUAUAGAAUGACAUCUAAUCGUAUGAAAAAGGAUAAUUAAUCAUGAAUACGUAAACAAGUAGGUAUUUCAAAAUAAAAUACAUUUAAUGUUAUAAUAAAAGUUGUUUUUCUUAUAAAGAAAAUGUUUCAAUCGAAGUGCGAAAGGUAUAAAUAAUAAUAAUAGUAAUAUAUGUAUUUGUACAUUUUCCAAUCUAUGGGAUGGAACAUUAAAAGGGAAAUACACCUGAAUGUUUUAGAUUGUUGAUUAAUAAACGUGACUUUUAAAAAGGAACAAUUCAAAGGAAACAUUUUUUUUUUAAUUUCUAUAAUUAUUUUUUUGAACAAAAUUAUACAUCCGAUAAGUAUACCAUAUAUAAGCAACUAAACUACAUUCAGGUGAUCUCAUUUAAGCGCUUCAUCUUAUGUACAUAUGUUAAGUAUGAGUAAUUCCAAUAUUACCUAAAGAUAAUAGAUUACUUUAUGUAAUAGUAUUGUUUUUUAAGUUAACAUAAUUAUAGAAAUCGAUUAUAAACAA